AUGCUGUAUCUGUGCUAUUCGCUUCAAUCGCGACUCGGAUUCCUCAAUUAUCUCAAGAAUUUCGAUGCUGCCAAUUUGGACGAAAUUAGGCGACUCUUCAUACUCUCCUUGUCCAGACUCAAAAUGUACGGAUCAUUCGAGGAUUUCGAGGAGAAUCUGGAAAUUUUUCGCAAUUUCGAGAUGAAUCAUCUGAUUUGGGGGAAGCGUAACGAAUUUUUCAGUACGAGGCCAUUGAUCUACGAGAGUCUGAAUCAUGUGCUAUACGUGACAAAAAUGGAUGCAUGCAUUAUUCUUCAGAAUAUCAUGCUGCCUUAUUGCUGGGAAUCAGAUCUGAAUACUGUCAUCAAUCUGCAGAAGAGAAUCUUCGCUCUUUCGUAUAAUGUCGGUAAAACUCUUCAAUUUGCGAAGAUCGAUGGGGAAAUCAUCAUACGAAUCAAAUAUGACGUACACUCAGCGUAUAUGAAUACAUUUGAUGAGCCAGAAGCUCUUGAAACCCUGGCAAACUGUAUAAACGAUGACGAUUUCGCCUCAGUCAUCAAACGUUUUCGAGAAGCUUCAUCAGCAUGGAGGGAUCAAAUCAUAUAUAAUCAGGCGACCCUGGCGGCUCUUAAUCCAGAAAUGGAGCCGAUGGCUCGAGCGCAGAAGUUCGCUUCGUUGUAUAUGCAUGUUGUCACUGAUGACUGUAUUCGGAAAAACUACAAUAUGUUCAGGGGGACGCCUCCACUUACAGUAAGACUUUUCGAGGAUGGAGAUAUGCAAUUUGUGAUGGUCGCCGAGUUGGUCGAUGCGUUGAAUAAGAUUUCGAUGGAGAAAUUGAAAUAUAAGGAUCGCGAAUUACUUGUGGGGACGAUGAGUUGGAGGGCGGUGAUUCGGAGGUUUGGCGAUCAAAUUGAGCUUUUUGAGUUCAUCCGCACCCCGAUCCGCCGUGCGAAACACAAGGCAGUUCCAGUUCGAAGUCACAGCAAUAAUAUUGUCUACGUGUUGGCCGCCGACGCGCUCAUCGAAUUCUUCAGAAAUGCAAUAUUCGGAUUGAGAUUCUUCCAGAUGCCAGAAGAUGUGAGAAGAUCGGCUCGAUUGGAUAAAGUAUUAAAAAAGUUGGAUAAAUGUUUCAGUGUGGAAUUUAAGAGUAUCUACUUCCUCCAAGCUGACUGGAGCGAAUCGCUGCAAGCGGCUCUCGACGACGAAUUCGAGCUCGAAAACCUGCCCGACCGAGAUGUUCGCGGGGUAUCAGACUACGGAUUUACAGUAUUCGAUAUGAAGGAAGAGUUGAUUUAUCUGAAACUCCAUCUAGUCUUUCCGGACAUCUUCGACUAUCUGAAAGUGGUGCAUCAGCAUGUGGAUAGUGUGAAAAAAUCGGAAUUUCUGAGAACUUGUGACAUGUUUGACGCUAUUGAGAUGUGUCAACUCGUAUGUAUUCUCAAUCGAUGGCCGAAAUUCAAACAGGUUAUUCAUAAUCAGAAGGCGUGUCACAGAAUCAUCGGAAUCAGAUGUGAGUGGUGUGAGGAGACGGAACGGGAGGUGGAGGCGACGGAAUUUCCGAGUUUUGAUGUCACGGAGGAGCCGGAAAUCGUUUUGCCGCCACGCGAUUUUAGCUCGGUUGCUCUCAUUGUUAUUAGUAUUCUUUUUGCUGUUGUCGCUUAUUUUUGGAUGAUUGCUCAGUAA
Messenger RNA from Caenorhabditis remanei, 1662 nucleotides. RefSeq lists its product as uncharacterized. The record is from RefSeq and is a predicted model, not a curated record. The transcript has 7 exons. Gene Ontology annotation, cellular component: membrane raft. Gene Ontology annotation, biological process: innate immune response. NCBI's taxonomy places the organism in Eukaryota, Metazoa, Nematoda, Chromadorea, Rhabditida, Rhabditidae. The coding region runs from base 1 to 1662 and encodes 553 amino acids.